This is a messenger RNA of Lethenteron reissneri (Far Eastern brook lamprey), 2887 nucleotides long. Its product is annotated as cytokine receptor-like factor 1. NCBI's taxonomy places the organism in Eukaryota, Metazoa, Chordata, Hyperoartia, Petromyzontiformes, Petromyzontidae. The record is from RefSeq and is a predicted model, not a curated record. Gene Ontology annotation, molecular function: protein binding; cytokine receptor activity. Gene Ontology annotation, cellular component: external side of plasma membrane. Gene Ontology annotation, biological process: cytokine-mediated signaling pathway.
CAACGAGCGGAGCGUCUGGGGGUUAAAAUGCGGCAAGUUGUCACAGUCGGGAGGUACAGCUGGUGUGCAUCUACAGGUCGUCUCAGUCGACAGUCGAUGUGACGCGAGUCCACAUCGUGGGACAUUGCACAAGCAGACAUUUCAAAACUGCUCCAUAAUCUGCAGCAGCUGCCGUAGAAUCAGGACGACUCAGCGGCAUCGACGGAAUGGCCACGGAGAGGGCAGCCAUGCAGAGCGGACUGCAGCUGGCGGCAUGGGCCCUCGUCGUCUUGCACCUGCACGGAAGAGCGUCGGCCAACGCUUACGCGAGGUACAAGAACGCAGCCAGCGUCUCGCCGCAGGACAGCGCGGUGCGCGUGGGCCACGACCUCACGGCCGUGUGCGAGGUGCGUGACGGCGCGGGCCUGGGGGCCGCGGAUCUGCGCUGGGUUCUGAACGCCACGCCGCUGGGCGCGCCGGCAGUCCGCGUGCUGGACGCGCGGCGCUCCGAGGUGACCCUGACGGCGCUCGCGCCCUCGCUGCCCAGCGGACACAACCUCCUGUGCGUGCACCGCGACGGAGACGUCUUGCUCGCAGGCUCCGUGGUCUACGUGGGCGAGCCCCCCACGGCUCCGACGGAGCUGCAGUGCCGCUCGAAGCUGUCGGAGGACAUGACGUGCACGUGGAGACCCUCGGCCGAGACCCACAUCCACACCAGGCACACCCUGGCGUACCGUCUCACAGACGGCACGGAGGCCGAGUGCGAGGACUACGAGACGAGCGGGGCCAACUCGUGCUUCUUCCGACGGGAAAACCUCUACCUGUUCGUGACGUACAGGAUCUGGGUGGUCGCCCACAACCUGCUGGGCAACGCCACCUCGGCGGUGCUGUCCGUCGACCCCAUGAACGUCGCGCAGCCGCCUCCGCCAGCCAACGUGCUUGUGGUUGGGCCUCCCAAAUACCCCAAGCAGCUGGACGUGAGCUGGACGUACCCUUCUGCCGCUGACCCCUCCUUCUACCCCCUGCAGUUCCAGCUGCGCUACCGCAGGCACGGCACUUCUGAUUGGCAGACGAAGGAGGUGGGCACGCAGGUGACGUACGGCCUGUACGGGCUGCGUGCCGGGACGCGCCACCACGUGGAGCUGCGCUGCCGCCACUCCUCCUCCUCCUCGGGGGGCAGGGGCCACUGGAGCGAGUGGAGCCGCACCGUCACAGCAAGCACCGCGCCCGCACUCAAGCAGAAGUCUCAGCAGAUGCCCCUGAAGCAGCGCAAAAUGCUCCCGAUCCAUGGGACUUCGAUUAUGAGACGACUGAACCGGGGAGGACGGCGCAGAGGGCGCAAGGGUCAGAGGAAGCAGCCGGCACCGGAGGGACCCUGAGCGUGGUGGGGAUGGUGCCAAGCCACGCUGCAACGUUUCCCAGAGCUCCUGGCCAUGACGGCAGUGCCCACCGCUGUGAUUAUCCUCCUCUUGCUUCUUCCCCCCCCCCUCCUCAUCCUCCUCUUAAGCCACGAGGUUCCAUCGUCGCACGCGGUCGGCUGCUCGCGCUUUCUCUCUCUCCCCACGGAGCUUCUAGACCGCGCCUCUUCUACUCCAGUCGCACGUUCCGCGCUCACAUCUGGAUCCAAACUCCAGCCUCGCCCUCCACGACUCCCUCCUCCCUGCACCGGUGGUCUCUCCUUAGCCCUGCUCAUCACGUCUUCUUACAUCUUGUUGCGUUGCCCCUUUUAUAUAUAUAUCGAUUGCACCUUUACAUAUGCGUGCACAGUGUUCAAUGCAAGAUGAUAGACUGCCUCAUUGCAUAUAUUUAUAUUGAAUGUCUGUAUAACAAUUAUUAGGAACUCGUGAUGACUAACAAAUGAUUUAAUAUUAUAUACGCACAACAAAUGGUUACGUUUUGUAGUCUACGGUGUUCGUUGUGUAGUAGCCGGGCCAUGGUAAAGAUCAUCAGCAUCCUCGUCAACCAUGACCAAUCCACUGCUGGAUGAAGGCCUCCCCAGGAUGCCACCAUCUCUCGUGGCCUCGCAAUGCAACAAGCCCAAAGCUCUUGCAGAUGCACUCGCGUCAUCGCUCCAGGUGAUUUUGUGGACUUUCACUAUCCUAAGAGUGCACAUUAUAUGCACUCGAAUCCAUGUGAAAUCUCACUUCAAAAAAGUCUUAAGUUAAAUACUUUGGAGGAGAAACCAUGUUACUGGAUUCUCAGAUCAACACACUCAUUAGGGAGAAUAAACUUGUUAGCCGUGUUGUUCCCUUUCAUUGCGGAUUUGACCACCGAAGAAAUUACCCAAAGACCAGUUGGAGAUUCUGACCUUUGAAAGGAAUAACUGACGCACAAUGAACAUCUAAAUUGUUCAUCUGCCCCAUUGCUAGUAGGAAGCUGCCGUACUGUGAUGGUUUGCUCAUCACUCGACGUGCAAUCCAGAUGUCGCCAGAUCGCCGCCGUCUUGGCCCGGCACUUGAGACAAUGGGCAUCAAGGUUUUGUAAAUCUCCCCGCAGGUCCACGCAGCAGCAGCAGCGAUUGGCAGGUCACGUGUGUCGGGGUAACGUGUGGGUGCUCACACCUUUUCUAAAGCAUUUGGCCAGCGUGAAGAAAGUCGGCCACACACCCUCGAGAGAACAUCUCUAGACCUCUCUUGAGUGGAGGCCCUUCCCCGCCAGCAGGGGCCCGAGCAAGACAUUGCAGGGCUGCACCUUUAACCGUUUUACCAUUGGCGGCACAUUACUCCACAGCGUAGGAAAUGGGAGUGGGGAUUCUUCAUAUUCGUCAGAAUUAUUCCCGGUUGGUGCCGGUCACCCCAACUCUGCCGCUUUACCACCUGGUCAGAGAGCGAGCGCAGGGACCAAGUCGAGCAAAUGUUCAACAUCGAUGAGAAAAUCUUCUUGGUUCUUUCGGUAAAGUCACGUAGAA